UCCGAGCUGCAUCUGCCAGAGCUUCUGCUCCUGCUCCAACUGCUCUCACCCGACGGGAAGAUGAAGGUCUCUGCAGCCGUUUUUGCUCUGCUCCUCAUUGUAGCCUCUUGCUCCCAAACUUUCUCUGGCCCAGUUGGAUCUGACCUCCCAAUCUGCUGCUUCUCCUACACACAUCACAAGCUCCCGCGGAAGCUGAUCCAGCGGCAUUACAGCACCAGCACCAGCUGCACGCUGCCGGCCAUCGUGUUCAUCACAAAGAAAGGCCGCCAGGUCUGUGCCAACCCCAGUGACUCCUGGGUUCAAAGUUACCUGCAAAACUUGAAGCGGAACUGAGCAAAGCGAAAUGGCAAGCGUAGCUGCUGUCAUGCAUGAGUUGCAUCAUCUUGAGCCCCUGCGCUGGAGCUGGACACUGGGGAAGCAGGAGCCCAUGUGAUCUGCAGGCAGCUCCAGGGGACUGCUGGAAGGCCACCACAGGACACCUCGUGCUGGGGUGCUGCUACUCGCCCGUGGCUUGCACGGACCAGUGUGUAACUUCAUCCCUCUGCCCUGACACACUGCCUGUGGCCUGGGACUGCACCUCUAUUAUUCUUAUAUUAUUUUAAAUUAUUUAAGAAAUUAUCAUAUGGGUUAGGCAAUACUUCCUUCUGUGGAUAAUAAUGCUAUUUAUGGGAGGGUGGCCCAUAGUCUUUGUGUUGAAUGAUGGGUGGCCCUGACUUACACGUGUGAAAUCUUGAUUCUGGAGAAUAAAGAA
Messenger RNA from Calidris pugnax (ruff), 751 nucleotides. Its product is annotated as C-C motif chemokine 4-like. The transcript is spliced from 3 exons. Gene Ontology annotation, biological process: cellular response to tumor necrosis factor; neutrophil chemotaxis; monocyte chemotaxis. Gene Ontology annotation, molecular function: CCR chemokine receptor binding; chemokine activity. Lineage: Eukaryota; Metazoa; Chordata; Aves; Charadriiformes; Scolopacidae. The coding region runs from base 61 to 333 and encodes 90 amino acids. Gene Ontology annotation, cellular component: extracellular region. The record is from RefSeq and is a predicted model, not a curated record.